This is a messenger RNA of Sodiomyces alkalinus F11, 1639 nucleotides long. RefSeq names its product cell division cycle protein. The transcript has a single exon. The record is from RefSeq and is a predicted model, not a curated record. Gene Ontology annotation, cellular component: cytoplasm. Bases 221 to 1489 code for a protein of 422 amino acids. Lineage: Eukaryota; Fungi; Ascomycota; Sordariomycetes; Glomerellales; Plectosphaerellaceae.
AGGGUCUGGCUACUUCGUACAAGGGGACAAUCUGCUUGAUGGUGACUCAGUGAGGACUCACCCAAGAAAUAUCAAGAGAAAACAACUACUCUGGCCUUUCAUUCUUGACUAUUUAUUUCUCUCUGACCUGUAUACUUUUUGGAUUUCUAUCUCAUCUCGCGCCACAGCUACUCAUCUAAAUUUGCUAGAGACAGGUUUCUCGGGUCUUGGCAAGGUCACGAUGCCUUCACUCGAAGGAGCGACGGCCAUUGCUGGCCAGUCCAACACUGGCACGGCCUCAUCCGAACCAGAGAUCGUAUUCCCGCCUAUCACAAAAGAUCACAUCCUCAACUGUUCCUACGAUAGCUGGUUUCCGAAGUACAGACAGCACGCCCUCAAGUCCCGCAUCAUCAAGCUACCCCCCGAGUUCAUAGAUUAUCUCGGGGAGGACGGUAUCAUCCUCGCAGACGACGACCAAGCGCAAGAUGAGCGUCCAGAGGAAGAAGAGUGGACCGCUUCGGCCGCAACAAGCCAGAGACGCCGUCUGCCCGAGUCGGAGUCGGACUCAGAUUCGGAACCCGAAUCCGACUCCCGCCCCCCCAACGAACGAUUCCCCGAGCUACACCAGCAGAUCAAAGACACCAUUCGCGAACUGGGUGGCGCGGUUGCGCCCAAACUGAACUGGUCUUCGCCGAAGGAUGCCGUGUGGAUCUCGCCUCACCAGAACACGCUCAAGUGCACCACCCCCAACGACAUCUACCUCCUGUUGAAGUCUUCCAGUUUCGUGAGCCACGAUCUCGAGCACGUCUUUGACGAUACUACGGAUAUGGGGUCAUCGUCGGCAAAGUCGCCGUCUUUCCAGCCGGUUCUGGUCUUGCGUCCCUUCUUCUGUCCUCACCCGGCCCUCGAAUUUCGUUGCUUCGUGAAGCAUCGCUCCCUCAUCGGCCUUUGCUCGCGGGAUUUAAAUCACUACUCUUUCCUCGAGGCACUGCGUCCAGCCAUUGUCAGAAAGAUAAGCGACUUAUUCGAGCACCGACUUCGGUUCACGUUUCCGGACGGUUCGUUUGUGUUCGAUGUCUACCUGCCGGAGGACGGGAAUGCCGUAGACGGGCUGGGGCGGGUGCGGCUCAUCGACAUCAACCCCUGGGCACCUAGGACCGACAGCCUCUUAUUCGACUGGGGCGAGCUCUUGAAGUUCAAAGUCCCGCGGCCGAUCCUAGGCUCUGUUGUGAACCAGGAAGAGUUCGACGAAGUGAGCGGCACGGACGAGAUGACCGACGACGAUGAAGCCGACUACUUGGUGCCAGAACUCAGACUUAUGGAGAGGGAUAACCCUGCUUCGUCCAACUUCAGCUCCUCCCAGUAUUCCGCCCACAAGUUGCCCAAGGAGGUGGUCGAUGCUAGCACUGCAGGCGAAGGUGGCCUCAGGGAGUUCAUGCAGCGGUGGAGGGAGAUGACAGAGGCAGAAGGCGGUCGAGACGUGUGGGAGACAGGCCAACGGCAAGGAUGAUGGAAGCACUAUCCUCCAUGUACAACAUGUGGCAUCGGGAUUGGCGGUGAAAAGAAUAGCGAACGGUAGAGGUUUCAGUCCGAUUAGAAUUCACACGAUGCGAGCACCAUUCUGGCGAUGCCAGGGGCUGGCUAUUCUCUCCGUCUCUCC